Messenger RNA from Austrofundulus limnaeus, 2282 nucleotides. RefSeq names its product FAST kinase domains 3 (gene fastkd3). Lineage: Eukaryota; Metazoa; Chordata; Actinopteri; Cyprinodontiformes; Rivulidae. The record is from RefSeq and is a predicted model, not a curated record. Gene Ontology annotation, molecular function: RNA binding. Gene Ontology annotation, biological process: regulation of mitochondrial mRNA stability; mitochondrial RNA processing. Gene Ontology annotation, cellular component: mitochondrial matrix; ribonucleoprotein granule.
AAUGUAAUUUGGGUGUGUACGACAAUUUUCCUCAAAAUACGAUAAUUUUGAGCUGCUGAUACGAUAAUUCAACAUUUCCCAUCUGGCAACACUGCUGCUGCGGUGUUGCUUUGACCCUGCAGCGGCCAGUCCGGAAGGACCAGUUGGGACCGAGGACUCCUUGGCCAGUAUGGCUCUGAAACUAAUUCAGAGUUUACCGCAUGGCCAGUUCAGGGCUCGUUGUGAUGCAUCAGUUUGUCCCAUCAGAAGACACCUCACCACCAGCAGUCACUCCUCCUCGUGUGUAGCCUGCCUCUGUACUUCAGACAGACAUUGUAUCCAGCGACACGGCUGCAGGAAGCUCCAGCAGGAGUACAGAGCGAGCCUGAGCACCGUCGUCAGGGAGCCCUCCGUCUUCCCCAGCAGUUCUAUAGGACUGCAUGGAGACUCUGUGCCCCAGUUCCGUUUGACCCAGCUGCCAGCUGCUGAUGUGCAGGUUUUCCAGCAGAGCCUGCUGGCCUGCUCCUCCUCCCAGCAGGUCUUCAAACUCCUGCGCUCAGUCGAGAUCAUGUCAGACACCAUGGCUGCAGCAGCUCUUCAUCAUGUGGCCGACACGGAGCAGGAGGGCACAGCUCUGAGAGACCCAACCGUGCUCGAAAGCGACACUAUCCGGGCCUUGUGCUUCCAGUUGGAGCAGGACUCGGAGCGGCUCACUGAAUCUGGGUUGAUGUCCGCUCUCCUGGCCUGCACACGCCUCUUCUUGGAUCCCGGGAGCACACUGAUGGUGCGGCUGGUGUCUGAGAGUCAGGCCAGGUUGGACGGGGGACAGAUGACCGUAGAGCAGCUGUGCACCUUGGGCCGGGCGAUGCUGGCCAUCGAGGGUCCGGGCUCUGUGACAUUAGAGCAGGCGAUAAAGCAGAUUCAGAAGCAGGAACCUGCCCAGUGGAGUCUCACAGACCUUGUAGCUGUCUACAAGCUCUUGCAAGACUGUGAAGGUGGAAAAUAUAGAGACUUGCUGAAUGCCAUGCACAUCCACGCUGUAACAGUCACCUCCCUAAUGGAUCCCUCUGCCGUUGCCCAGGUACUAAGUGCUCUUGUUACCCUUAAUCAGAUUCAAGCCAUGCCUCUUGUAAUCAGUUUGUGUAAGCAAGCCGGUCGGCACGUGCCUCACUUCACUGACGAGGAGCUCACCCAUGUCCUGAGCGCGCUGAUCCAUUUUGGCCACAGCGAUUGUUAUUUUGUGGAAGCGAUGGAGAAGCACGUGCCCACGAUGGCCUUCGUCUCUCAUCCAGAGACGGUGUCCAGGGCGGUGCAGUUCUUUGGCCACAGAAACAUCCUGUCCCCCGCUGUCUUCGACGCUGUCGCCGAGAGCUUUGUGUACAGAGCCGAUCACUACAGCACCAGCCAAAUAGCCAGGCAGAUUGUGACUUUUGGGAAGCUGGGUUACCUCCCGCCCAAUGCAGGCCAGUUUUUCAGUAAAGUAGAAGCCAUCCUGUACACUCGCUUUUCACAAUUCCAGCCCCAAACCCUUGUCCGCUUGCUGCACGCCUGCGCCCUAGUGCAGAGGUUCCCUGUCAACUUCAUCUCCAAAGUUUUUAGCAGUCAUUUCCUUCAGCAGAUUCAAGGUCAGGACGCAGAAAUUGAUCGGGCUGUUCUGGCACAGUUAACUCAGCUCUAUAUGUCGGUGAAGUUGGAAUGUCCCUUCUAUAAGGGUGACAGGCUUCUUCCAAUGUAUUGCGUCAAAUCUUUCCUCGUGUCCGGUUGCUCUCUGGAGAUGCCGGUCGAGCCACAACUGUACAACUCGGUGAAAACAGGACUGGUGGAUUUACUCGGGAAUCGUUCAUACUUUGGAUCCAAAGUUCUGACACCAUACUGCUAUACAAUAGAUGUGGAGAUAAAACUUGACGAAAAGGGAUUCGUGCUGCCUGCCAAUCAAACUGAUGAUGUGUACAAAAGGAUAGCGCUUUGUAUUGACGGAGAAGAGAGGUUCACUACAAACGUCAAGCAGCUUCUUGGGAAAGAAGCUAUCAAACAGCGACAUCUGCGCCUGCUGGGAUAUGAAGUUGUGCAGAUUCCUUAUCAUGAAUUUGAAGAACUGCACAAGUCCAAUGUGAAAAAGUAUCUUCACCAAAAGAUCUUCCCUCACACAUACAGCCUGAGUUGAUGAGAAAAUUAUGUUGUGAGGUUCAGGGCUUGUUUUUUAAAGCAAAUACAUAUUUAUUAUUUUUCCAAACACUCACUGAUAAAAAUUGUUGAUUUUGAACUGUGACAUGUUUGACUCAAUAAAGUAGCCUUUUCCACAA